AUGCAUAAGGAAUUUCCUGUUAAAGACUUAGGCUCUCUAAGUUUCUUUCUUGGCAUACAGGUUACUCGAAGCUCUGCAGGGCUUCAUCUCUGCCAAGCAAAAUAUGUUAUUGACAUCCUCCACAGAACCAAGAUGAUUGAAGCAAAGCCUGCAAAGUCCCCAUGCCCAUCUGGUUCUCAGUUGUCCAGAUUGAAUGGAGAGUCCCUGCUUGAUCCUUUUGAGUAUAGAAGUGUAGUAGGAGCUCUCCAAUACUGCACUCUAACUCAACCUGAUAUAGCCUUCUCUGUGAAUCAGCUUUGUCAACAUAUGCAUCAUCCAACUGUCACUCACUGGUCAGCAGUUAAGAGAAUUCUCCGAUAUCUCAAGAACACCCUCAACCAUGGCUUGUUUUACUCCAACACAAACCUUCAACUGAAUGACUUUUGUGAUUCAGAUUGGGCUGGCUGUCCAGAUGAUAGGAGAUCCACUUCUGGCUUUGCAGUCUUCCUUGGUAAUUGCUUAAUCUCCUGGAGUUCAAAGAAACAACCUGUGGUCUCUAGAUCAAGCACAGAGGCUGAGUAUCGAUCCUUUGCAAUUACUGCUACUGAGCUGUUUUGGUUAAGAAUGUUAUUUCAAGAAAUCUAG
Messenger RNA from Corylus avellana, 624 nucleotides. The record is from RefSeq and is a predicted model, not a curated record. NCBI's taxonomy places the organism in Eukaryota, Viridiplantae, Streptophyta, Magnoliopsida, Fagales, Betulaceae.